AACAACUACAACGCUGUGACUCUACAAAAAACUUUUUUACAUUUUUAUCUUCAAUUCCUCUUCAAAGUCUUUGACACCUUUCGUUCUUUAUUUAAAUUCAAACUACAUGCUGGCAAAAAGGGGGAACUAGUGCCUAGUGACACUGCCCCCUCCCUUCUCUUCUCUAGCGCACAAUAUCCUCUUUCGGACCCAACCAGCCCCCGUGUUUCUGUUAUCUCUGUGGUUUAAGUGUGACACACUCACACACAGCAGGGAUGACAGUCUGGGCAGAUGGUGCUCAGUGUGUGGACUAGAAGCUGAGACAGGCGGAGAGGGACAGACUCCUCGUCCGACAUGGGAUGCUGCAGUGUGACCCAGAGGCAUACUGGAGUGGACGAGGUGGGCCCUGAUGAGAUCGAGCUCCUGGAACUCUCUGGAGACAAUUUAGGGGUGUGGAGUCUGGGAGAGAGCAGGCUUCAGCUGUCAGUGAGGAACAGCAGAGAUGAUCCGCCCCCGCCACCACCGCGCCAGCCUUCAAUACGGCACCAGGAACAAGAGGUGGUACUGUGGGGCAGGAGCAGAGAUGAGUUACAUCACAGGAUUUACUCCUACCAGCCAAUCAGGGAGUGGGAGGGCCAACCUGCCCACAUGUAUGGAGAGAUCAUCCACUCCUCCCUGGUCUCUCUCUACAACAGCUACACACAGGAAACCAGGGAACACUUCCUGGUGUUAUUCUCUUUCCACCUCUUGAUCCUUUCCCUGGACCACGCUCGACAAGACUUCAUUUAUGAGGGCAUCCUUCCUCUUUCUGGACUUUCCUUGGAAGCUGUCUCACUGGACCCUAAUAUGUCACAUUCACCAUACAUGUUUGAGAUCAGCGGUCCAAUGUUGGACUCCAAGGUCUUCAUAUGCUCCAGUGCUGCAGAGCUACAGAAAUGGAUGCAACACAUAGAAGACAGGAGAUACAAGUCAACGGCACAACCCAUGAGUCCCUCCCACUGCGCUCUCUCCUAUCUUUUACCCUGUGAUGAGCACUGGAAAAGAGAAGAACUGAAAAAGUACUUACUACAAGCUCCCAUUUGGCAGUGGGAGGGGUCGCCUAUACAGCACAUGGGUCAGCCAGGAUACAUAUCUAUGGUCCAUAUCAUCAACACACAGAGACAGGGACUCCAAGAAAGACUGAUGGUUCUCUUCCCUCAAGACGUCCUGCUGCUGUCAGUGGACAACAAGCGUCUGAAUACAAGAUAUGAGGGCAGGUUGCCCCGACACAGCAUCAAAGCAGUUGAGAGGUCCGCAAUGCCUGGACGGCUGGAGUUUGAGCUGAUAGGUGAGCUGGUGGAGCCGCUGCAGGUCUCUUGUACCUGUCCGGAGGAUUAUCGGAACUGGAUGUUUCAAUUACAAAAGCCAGAUAGAAACGUUACUGUGAGUCACACUGCACCUCCAAUCAUGCCUAAGCUACAGAGGAGCAGGAAGGAGUCCCAGGAACCGAUAACAGCCGACCAAUGCCACAUCAAUGGUCGCAGCUGACUCAUCUGAAUGUGUAAAAGCUUGACUGUAAUUAUAAAUAACAUGUAGAUAGUAUUUACAUAUGACUGUUAUGUAUAAUUGUGCCAGAAAAUAGAGAUACAGCAGUAUGGAGGCUCUGAAAUGUUCUCGCCCAAUUUUGAUUUACUUUGGUGAUUUUGUUACUCUGAGGGUACACACUUUUAGUUCCCUUUAAUGUGGGGACAAAAAGAAACAAGGUCAUGACCCAGUUUAAGGCCAGACCACAGCUGAAUAAAUGUUAGUCUGUAGAGCUAUAGGGGUUACUUGUUGAUGAAAAUACUGAAGCAACUGUACAUAUUUAGCUUUGAUGUCUUUCCUAUUAAAUAGAUAUUUUUUGAUUUUUUCACAAUAAACUUUUUAAAAACUG
This is a messenger RNA of Anoplopoma fimbria (sablefish), 1891 nucleotides long. Its product is annotated as pleckstrin homology domain-containing family N member 1. Bases 334 to 1506 code for a protein of 390 amino acids. The transcript is spliced from 11 exons. The record is from RefSeq and is a predicted model, not a curated record. Lineage: Eukaryota; Metazoa; Chordata; Actinopteri; Perciformes; Anoplopomatidae.